GCCGAACUCGCCAAACCCGGCCGCGAGGGUUGCUCUCGAGAUACGAUCAACUACCUGUAGUUGUACUAGCGACGCCACCAGGAAAUGGAUCGAGUCCCGGACCAAGAUGCCUCUCCGCGGUCAGGCCGGGGGCGGACUUCUCCAUGACAACCGCACGGCGACCCAAUCAGUUAUCUACCAUAUCAGAGGCCUAGAGUAGAGUACAAGAGUACCAGUGGGUACGUAUCCCGAGACCCCUGCUGUGGAGAGACCUUCCUAUCUUGUCUCCUUCUACAUAUACCUAUCCUCCCAGCCAGAGCAACCUCACCUCCUUUCGCUGCCCCAGCAAGGAGGAUAUCCUUGAACAGCACCACAGUCACACUUGAGCAAAGGGCGAUAUAACCAUAUCAUAAACCAACACCGACGGCAGAGCAUACACGCCUGUCGCAGUCCGCGUUCUGUUCUACUAUCAUCAACAACGCGAAAACCUCUGUUCAACAUCAUGGCACCCACAGCCAUCAGCGAUCUCCUGCCCUCGGGCCCACUGACCUCCAAGUCCGUCACCCCCGCAAAGGAAGAGCACCAUGUUCACGGCAUGCUGGACAAGAACCCUCUGGCGGCCAUUUCGCACGGCGACGUGAUGCUGGCCGGUGUGCCGACCUUUGACGACCCUGCUGCAAAGCGACAAUGGCAGCUCGAGCACAUGGCCGCCGCGUUCCGGCACUGGGCGCGAGAGGGUUACGUCGAGGGCAUCUCGGGACACAUCAGUGUCAGAGACCCGGAGCACCAUGACAUUUUCUGGACCAACCCUCUCGGCGUCCACUUCGGCCUUCUCAAAGCAAGCGACAUGAUCGCCGUCAACCUCGACGGCAAAGUCGUCGGAGGCAACCGCACCUGCCCGCCCAAUGCCGCCGGGUUCCUAAUCCACAGCGAAUGCCACAAAGCUAGACCGGACGUCGUCGCCAUCUGCCACGCCCACACCAUGUAUGGCAAGACAUGGAGUGCCUUUGGAAGACCAGUUGAAAUGUUGACCCAGGACUCGUGCAAAUUCUACAAAGCACAUUCAGUCUACAACUCUUUCGGCGGCACCGUCUUCUCCAGGGAAGAAGGACAGCAGAUCGCAAAGGCAUUGGGCCCCACCAACAAGGCCUGCAUUUUGCAAAACCACGGUCUCUUGACUGUUGGCAAGACGGUCGACGAAGCUGCCUUCCUGUUCCUGUCGCUCGAACAUGCCUGUCACAGCCAGUUGCUUGCCGAGGCCGCUUCCCAAGGUGGCAAUAUCCCCAAAGUUCUCAUCUCGGACGAAGAGGCCGAAUACACCCAUCGCAUGGAGUGUGACCCGGACACCUGCUACGCUGAGUUCCAGGCCUAUUAUGACUGGGAGGAUCACCUGUGCAAGGGAGAAUUCAAGAACUGAGAAAUUAUAAACAUCUGGGACGGAAACACACCACAACGGCAUGUUGCAGGUUAUCAGAUAACAUUGAUGUGAUGAGAUACGAGGUGUGACGCUCGCUCCGUGAGGUGGUUGACACAGUGCAGAGACGGUGCUAUUAUAUUAUACGACACCACUUGUCAAGUGGAACAGUAUUGUACAUAUUCAUUCAUUCAUUCAUGCUUCUCAAUGCCAGACUCCAGUCGCAAGAAACGAAAAAUGUGCAAGCUCAUCCUCUCUAUCCCUCGGUAGCAGGAUACUCCUGGACGAGUCCAAUGAAAGCUAACUUCGUGGAGUCACCGCA
This is a messenger RNA of Exophiala dermatitidis NIH/UT8656, 1715 nucleotides long. Its product is annotated as L-fuculose-phosphate aldolase. Gene Ontology annotation, molecular function: actin filament binding. The record is from RefSeq and is a predicted model, not a curated record. NCBI's taxonomy places the organism in Eukaryota, Fungi, Ascomycota, Eurotiomycetes, Chaetothyriales, Herpotrichiellaceae. The transcript has 3 exons. Bases 482 to 1396 code for a protein of 304 amino acids. Gene Ontology annotation, cellular component: cytoskeleton.